AUGAAGCCAGCUUUAGCAAUCGCAACGUCCAUCGUGGGGGCCUCGGCUACAAUCUUGUAUGCUGGAGUUGCCGAGUCCAGUGGCGAGUUUGGUGUCUGGAGUGCUUCUGCUACUCCGGGUACCGGCUUACCAGGUCGCUUUGGCGUGGACUAUUCAUUUAUCAAUACGGCAGCAGUUGAUGUGUUUGUCGACCAAAAUAAGGUCAAUACGUUUCGUGUGGCCUUCCUCCUAGAGCGCAUGUGCCCCCUGUCGUAUGGUCUUGGUGCGAAGUUCAAUGAAACGCACUUUGACUUCUACAAGCAGGCCAUCGAUUAUAUCACAGUGACCAAGAAGGCAUCCGCCACAACCGAGCAGUUUGGUGCUUUUUGGGGAGAGCUGGCGAGCCGCUUCAAGGACAAUGAUCGUGUCAUGUUUGGGCUUAUGAACGAGCCCCAUGACAUGCCUACCACCCUUGUUUUGGCAAAUAAUCAGGCUGCUGUGAAUGCCAUACGAGCUGCCGGAGCCGAAAACCUCAUUCUAGUCCCGGGAAACCAGUGGACUGGGGGUCAUAGCUGGACGGAAAACUGGGGAGGCGAAUUGUUGCCCAAUUCUGACUAUAUGCAUCUGAUUAAUGACUCGGCCAAGAACUUCGUCAUUGACAUCCACGAGUAUCUCGAUCAAGACUAUAGCGGCGGCCAUACCGAGUGCACACAACCCUUUGCAACCAACUUAGACAAGCUAACUGCGUGGCUGAAAGAUCACAACCUAAAGGCAAUGAUUACGGAGUUUGGAGGCUCCAAUACCACUGGUUGCGCUACAAUGCUGCAAGAUGCGCUGGAGUACAUGGAGGAUAACUCAGAAUACCUCGGAUGGACUGCAUGGGCAGCUGGUCCAUUCUGGGGCAACGCGUCACCUUGCUGCACUGACUCUGCCCAAUUGGGAAGUUUGGAGCCAGGUAGCACAGCUGCUGGUGGCGCACCAGGACUGUACGAGACAGUGUGGUUGAAGGUGAUCCAACCUCUGAUACCCACUACUCUGCAGUGGACUGGAGGAGCAAGUGUGAACAAAUGCAAGCGAUAA
Messenger RNA from Phaeoacremonium minimum UCRPA7, 1059 nucleotides. RefSeq names its product putative endoglucanase 1 protein. The record is from RefSeq and is a predicted model, not a curated record. NCBI's taxonomy places the organism in Eukaryota, Fungi, Ascomycota, Sordariomycetes, Togniniales, Togniniaceae. The transcript has 3 exons. Gene Ontology annotation, biological process: glucan catabolic process. The coding region runs from base 1 to 1059 and encodes 352 amino acids. Gene Ontology annotation, molecular function: hydrolase activity, hydrolyzing O-glycosyl compounds.